AUGUCCAGUGCUCGCCAGGGCGCAGAGGUCGCUGCCAGCCAGGCGGAUGCUGUGGGCUGCCGCCAAGCCCAUGGGCUGCCAGGCCGGCUACAUCGAGGCCAGCUUGCCACUUCCAGCUUCCAGCAGUGGGUAGAGAGCUUCCAUGAGAACCCAAGCAUCCGAGGGCUGCCGUGUGACACUUAUAUCAGUCAGACAAUUACCUUAGUGAGCUGUGGCCCCCCUCUUCGCUCCCUAGCUGAGCGCCUGUCCCACCUGGGGCCCUCAGAGAGCGAGCCUGCUUGGGAGGCAGCUGCAAAUGCUCUUGACCAUGUCACCCACCUCUCCCACCGCGUCCUGGCUGACCUGCUCUUUCAAGAACUGCAGCCCCAUUUCUCCAAAGUGAUGUGUCACAAGCAGCUGACCAUCUCUGAGGCUCUGGAUGACAUUGUAGGGACCCUGGGAGCUCAGACCUUGGCCCUCAGAAGAAUGCAUGACCAGCCUUACCAGGCCCUGGUGGGGGAGCUGCACCAAAGGCCCCUGGUGCAGUAUGUGGAGAUGUAUUGCAGGGGCCUGUUCUGGGUGGGUUUCAGAGCUGGGGGUUCUAGCUCUGGCUUCUGGGCUCUAGAGAUAAGGAUUCCAGGAUUAACUUGGUUCAGGGGGAGGCUGAUUCUGGAGCUGGAUAUAUGAAUAAAGCUCCCAGAACUGUGUUGUGACCAUGCCUAGGGUUAUGGAUCUGUGUUUGGGGUUUCUAUAGUUGACUUUUGGGCUGGUGAGGACUACAGAAUUUGAUGGGCUCUAGCCUGCAGCACUUGGGGAGAAUAUUGGCUCUAGAUAUGUUUAGGGGUAGGGCUCUGGGAUUGAACUAGGGUGAGAAUUAAGCUGGGGGUGUCAACCCCCAGAAACAGUUGGAGAAAGAAUGUGGGUUCUCGAUAUGAGUCUCUGGGUUCUAGAACUGCCUUUGGGAGAGUUCCAAGCCCCAUAUCUGGAUAGAAUGAUUGUUCUGGACCUGGGUUGGAUGGUGAGGAUUCUGAGACCUCAAUGAUAUCCCCUCAUCUCUCCCAAGGAGGAAGCAUGUGGCUGCCCUCUUAGAUGUGAGGGCUCUCCAGGGUGCAGCAGCUCAUUAUGAGUUAUUGGCUGUGUCUCGGGGCCUGGAGCAGAGUGAGAAAGGGACUCCUGCCCUUCCCAGGGACUGAGUUUUUUCUGCUGACAU
Molecule: messenger RNA, 1189 nt
Organism: Phascolarctos cinereus (koala)
Lineage: Eukaryota; Metazoa; Chordata; Mammalia; Diprotodontia; Phascolarctidae
Source: RefSeq, a predicted model, not a curated record